ACCGAGCGCUAGGACAUGGGCGCACAGCGCUGAAUGCUUUUACACUUGUGCACUAACCGCGCACGACUAACGACUUCAGUGGUGGCAGUCCAUCAGCUGUUUGACGCUUCAAAAAUAUUCAUCCCGUGUCUCGACACUUUUGUCGUCUCACCUGCACGUACCGUGCUCGGGAGAGGUGUCCAGUGAUGGAGCAGGAUAAGUACUUACCAGAGCUGAUGGCCGAGAAGGAAAGCCUGGACCCGUCUUUUAUACACGCCAUGCGCCUUCUCGCCGAAGAAAUCGAAAAAUACGAAGGGGGCGAACUCAGAAAAGAUGGGGAGGUGAAAAAAUACUUGGAUGUCAUCAGUAACAAAAACAUCAAGCUGUCAGAGAGAGUGCUCAUUCCAGUGCAGCAGUAUCCAAAGUUUAAUUUUGUUGGGAAACUGCUCGGGCCCCGGGGCAAUUCCAUGAAAAGAUUACAAGAAGAAACAGGAGCUAAGAUGUCCAUCCUUGGGAAGGGCUCAAUGAGGGAUAAAGGCAAGGAAGAAGAGCUAAGGAAAAGUGGAGAGGCGAAAUAUGCCCAUUUGAGCAAUGAUCUCCAUGUCUUAAUUGAAGUCUUUGCACCACCCGGAGAGGCCUAUUCCCGCAUGAGCCACGCCUUGGAGGAGAUUAAGAAAUUCCUGGUUCCUGACUACAACGAUGAGAUCAGACAGGAGCAGCUUCGAGAGCUCUCCUAUCUCAAUGGCUCCGACGACCCGAGCAGGCCAAGGAGUGCCCGGGGGCGGGGCAUACGACUGACCUCUGCGGCUGCCACGCGGGGUCGAGGGGGAGUAGUGCCACCUCCUCCUCCUGGUCGAGGAGCUGCAGCUCCCAGGGGAGCGGUGGGAGCCCGCACCUCCCUGCCCACCACUAUGCUAGCCAGAGGAGUCUCAGUACCCCGGGCCAGAGGGACCCCUGGGACCCCCGGCUACAGACCCCCUCUCUUACAGGCCACACCCAAGACCUAUGAUGACUUCGGUUAUGAUGAUGGAUAUGACGGGGAAUAUGAUGACCAGAAUUAUGAGGUCUAUGACGAUGGCUAUAGCAACCAGUCCAAAAGUGUGUCAGAAUAUUAUGAAUAUGGACAUGGGACCAGUGAUGACACUUACAACAGUUACGCUGAAGAGGAGUGGACUCAGGCCCGGCCUGGUCUGAAAGCUCCAACAGCAAGGCUUGCCAGAGGGGUCUACAGGGAACACCCCUAUGGUAGAUACUAAAGGUGCUCUAGAGCAGUGAGCUCCCCUUACUGGCAAAUAACCUCAAAAAACAAAACAAAACAUGUAUUUACUUCCAAAUUUAACCUCCCCUAACCAAGGAGCAAGAAAGUGCUUACAGCACUUGGUCCCUUCACUGUUUUGAUAACUUGACUUAUUUAUAGGAUAUAUUAAGAAACACAGUUGAAAUCUAGGUCUGGCAAGACUCUUGCUUAAACAAAAUACUUUCACUGGAAUGCUACUUCACUUAGUUGUCUAAUGUUUGCUCCCCCUGAAUCUAAAGCAUGGGAUUUCCUACAAAUUGAUGCUUCCUUGUUCUUGGCAACCAUUUCACCAAGGCAAAAACUUCUACUCCUAAGUACUACACACCCGUAUUGUACACUAACAUCUUUCUUAAUACUUUUUGAUUUCAUGACAGUAAAUAAUGAGUUUGUAUAUUUGAUUUUGAUAUCAGUAUUGGGAUUGAAAGCAAUCAGCUAUGUAUGUAGCUACCUACAAGUGCUCUGCUUUGUGUGUAGCCUGUAUUUGUACAUAAAUAUGUAAUAAAAAGUACAUAAAGCACCUUGUGUAAGCUUCUCUAAAUAGGUGACCAUAAUUGUUAAAUUUUUGUUGCCAUAAUUUGUUAAUAGAUCUGACCAGUUUUGUAAAAUUAGAUAAGUACAUAGUUGUUUUUUUAGUAAUAAAUGCCUGUUUUAGUUCAGGAAAUUGCUAAUAUGUUUUUUUUUUAUACACUUAACAAAGAAAAGCAACAAAAAAUGAACUUUAGGCUGUCGAGACAUUUUGUGUAACAAUAGAUAAGAUACAUUAAUACAAUUCCAACUUUGUUAAAUAAUUUUAACACUAGCACUAAAUUGUUCAUUGAAUCUUGAAUCGUCAUUUAAAUGUUUAAGGUGUUAAUGGAA
Messenger RNA from Electrophorus electricus (electric eel), 2134 nucleotides. RefSeq names its product KH domain containing, RNA binding, signal transduction associated 2 (gene khdrbs2). Gene Ontology annotation, molecular function: mRNA binding; poly(A) binding. The record is from RefSeq and is a predicted model, not a curated record. Lineage: Eukaryota; Metazoa; Chordata; Actinopteri; Gymnotiformes; Gymnotidae. Gene Ontology annotation, cellular component: nucleus. Gene Ontology annotation, biological process: regulation of alternative mRNA splicing, via spliceosome.